AUGGAUCAUACGCUUAGCACAGAGUCUGGAGAUGAUAAGGCUCUGCCAUUAUCGAAGAACAAACUCAAGAAACUCAAGCGCGACCAGGAAUGGGAAGCGAAUCGGGCGAAGCGAAAAGAAAAGCGCCGGGAGAAACAAAUCGAGAAGAAACAACGCAAGCGGGCUGCCCGUCAAGGAACUGCGCCAACUGCCCCUCCCAACCAAACACCGGCUCGUGAAAACGGACAAGAGAAGAUUACGGAACCAAAGAAAUUGACCCGGCAAGAGUACACACAGCUUCCGAUCACUUUAGUCCUUGACUGCGGGUUCGACGAUCUAAUGAUGGAUAAAGAGCUCAAAUCGCUGGGCUCUCAGGUCACGCGAUGCUAUUCUGAUAAUCACAAAGCUCCACUGCAAGCCCAUCUUGCCGUCAGCUCUUUCGGAGGACAUCUGAAGGAAAGGUUUGACGGUCUCCUCGCUGGCCACUAUCGUUCGUGGAAAAAUGUCAGGUUUUUGGAAGAUGACUUCGUGCAAGCUGCCACGCAGGCGAAAGAGUGGAUGAAAGGAGAGCGUGGCGGGAAGCUUGCGGGUGCUUUAGCCAAGGAGGACGAUUCACCACAGACAUCGCACGCGCAAGACGAAACUGGAGAAGUCGUGUACUUGACAAGCGACAGUCCUGAUACAUUGACCGAAUUGCGACCGUACAGCACAUACAUCAUCGGAGGUCUGGUGGACCGCAACAGACACAAAGGUGUUUGCUACAAGAGGGCCAUGGACAGGGGCAUGAGAACGGCAAAGCUCCCAAUUGGGGAUUAUAUGCAAAUGGCAAGCAGAUUCGUUCUAGCUACCAACCAUGUCGCGGAGAUCAUGCUCCGCUGGCUCGAGCUGGGGGAUUGGGGCAAGGCAUUUCUUCAGGUGAUGCCCAAGAGGAAAGGAGGAGUGCUGAAACCCAACAUCAGAGAUCCAGAUGACGAGGCAGAUAGCGAAGCUUUGGAGGAAGAGAACGCGGAGGUCGAGGUUUUGGACGGGAAAGUUGAAGACGAGGACGCUGAGGCCUCGAAAGGGGAAGAUGGUUCUGGGUAUCGGAUGGUAAAAGGGUAG
Letharia columbiana is the source of this 1080-nucleotide messenger RNA. RefSeq lists its product as uncharacterized. Lineage: Eukaryota; Fungi; Ascomycota; Lecanoromycetes; Lecanorales; Parmeliaceae. The record is from RefSeq and is a predicted model, not a curated record. Gene Ontology annotation, molecular function: tRNA binding. The transcript has a single exon. Gene Ontology annotation, biological process: tRNA N1-guanine methylation. The coding region runs from base 1 to 1080 and encodes 359 amino acids. Gene Ontology annotation, cellular component: nucleus.